UUGCAGAUACUUUUCGCAAUCAAUUACACUACAGCUUACUUGGAGCACCUACAAAUCACUGAACGGCUAUUUGUCAUCAAUACUGAGCGGUCCAUAUCAGCUCUGGUGAAGGGCUAUAGAUGUGGAAACCUUGAUGAGAACUAUUUCCACUUGUAUGAGCUGCGAACUGUUGGAUUUGAUACUGGAGCAGAAGAACGAGCCUUAGCACAUAAGGUUACAUUGGUUUGUGUUCACGAGACAAUCAUUCAAGAUGAGAAUACUCAGAUCGAUCGUCAGCUUCGAGACGACAUAAUUGCUAAACGGAAUGAACGAAUGGCUAAUCGAAUCAGUAGUUUCUAUAUGAGUAAUCCUCAUCUUACAAUCUUUUCCGCAUUUGGAUCAGAAACGGGAACUAAACGGCUACAUCGUAGCUAG
This is a messenger RNA of Cylicostephanus goldi, 414 nucleotides long. The record is from the annotation of a GenBank genome assembly. Lineage: Eukaryota; Metazoa; Nematoda; Chromadorea; Rhabditida; Strongylidae.